Molecule: messenger RNA, 39027 nt
Organism: Symbiodinium sp. CCMP2456
Lineage: Eukaryota; Dinophyceae; Suessiales; Symbiodiniaceae
Source: the annotation of a GenBank genome assembly
AUGGGCUUGAGCUCCUCGUCGCGUGGUCUUGCCCACUCUGAUUCUCCACCUUUGGCCUACGGAAUAUGUCAUCCCGGCUCGGCCUUGUCGGUGUCGGACUUUUUGAAGUUUGGAUCCGCAUCGUCCCUGCGAGGAUUCCUUCAUCUCGACUUAGCUCCGCUGGUCUACGGGAUUGCACGUUUGGGUUCGACGCUCUUGGCCCUUGAUCCCAUCCAUCCGGGCUCGACUUUGCUUCUUCGAGGCCUUGCGAGGAUGGAGUUGACUUCACCCGCUUACGGCAUGUCGAGGUCAGGGCUGCUGUUGCCAACUCUGGACUCCAUGCAGCUUGGACUGUCGCUUCCACUACACAGCGCCAUCCGGCUCGAAUCCCCGCCAUCAGCCUACGGCCUGACACGGACGGGCCCCUCCCUGUCCUUGCUUGACUCUUUGUCCCCAGGCUUCACGUUGCUGUUGAGGUCUUUCGUUUGCCCAGGCCUCCUGACUCCAGUCUAUGGCAUGGUCUGCUUGGAGCCGCUCAUGUUCGUUGCCGACUUUGUCCAUUUAGGCCCGUCUCCAUCGCCGAGGACAUCUUCUCAGCCUGGGUUGGCGCUCUCUGUCUACGGCCUCGUUUGCCCCGGUCCCAGCCUGUCUGCGCUGGACGUUAUGAGUUUGGGCUCUGCUUUUUCUCCAAGUAGUUCUGCUUGUCCGGGACUUUUUCCGCUAGUGUACGGGCUGACAUGCAUGGGCUCCAGCCUUUUGGUGCUGGACUAUGUGCAGCCGGGUCUUCCGAUGCUGCUGCACAGCCACAUUUGCUUGGACCCUCCGUUGCCAGCCUACGGAUUGGUGUGCUUGGGCCCUACGCCACUAGUUUUGGACCUUGUCAACAUCGACUUGGCUCUACCGAUCCUGAGUCUUGCUCGCCUGGGAUUCUCCCUGCCGGCUUUCUCCAAGACUCGGCUUGAGAAAUCCUUGCCCGCCCUCGACUUUCUACACAUUGGCUUGCCAACAUCCCCUCAAAGCCUCAUUAGGACGGGCCCGUCGGCUUCAGCCUACGGUUUGUCCCGUUCGGGGCCAUUGCCUCCAGCGUCGGAUCCUGCACACUCGGGAAGCCCGCUGCUGCUCCAGAGCUACCUUUGGUCGGACCUUCCGAUUUCCAUCUUUGGGCUGUCAAAGCUGGGCUUUCCCAUGCCCGUGCUGGAUUUCACUCUGCUUGGGCCGACAACGCCGCUGCGAUCUCUUGCUCGCUUUGGCUCCUCUCCUUCACUCUUCGGUGUGAAUACACCGGGCCUGCUCAUGCCUGCGUCAGAUCAUGUCCAGCUCGGGCCAAGCGUGCCGGAAUCACCCACGCUCACUCCGGAUGUCAUCACCCUAGAUUUCUCGCUGCCUUUGCAGUCGCCCAUUCGAACUGAGCUUCCGCUGCUGCUUUAUGGAAUCGCGAAGCCAGGGCCCUUCUUGCCGGCGCUGGACCUCGUCAGUGCAGGGCUUGCAGCUUUGCCUCGAAGUUUCCUGCGACCCGGCUCCACCCCACCUGCAUCCGGGAUGACGAAGCUGGGCUCUUUGCUUUCAGUCCUGGACUAUGUUGGCUUGGGGUCCUUUCUGUUGCUGAGGGGCUCUCUUCAACCUGGUUUCAGCUUGUCUGCGUACGGCUUGGUCGGGCUUGGUUUGCUACCGCUUGCCUUGGACUUCGUCCACCCAGGCAUCGGAAGUACGACUUUGCUGAGAUCCUUCGUUCGCUUGGGCUUCUUGCUUCUGGUCUUCGGCCUGGCAUGCUCAGACCUCAUCCUGUCCGUGCUGGACUCCGUCCAACUUGACAGCACCAUGCCCUCGCACAGCUUCAUUUGCCUCGGGCUGGGAUCGUUAGCUUAUGGAUUGACGUGCUUGGACUUCCUUCCGCUGGCUCCUGAUUUCGUUCAUUUAGGCUUACCCAUGUCACCACGAGCCUGCGUUCAACUGGAGUCGAUGCUUUCAGCCUUUGGCAUGUCGGUGCUCGGGCCAUCAAUGCCAGUUUUGGAUUCCGUCCAGCUCGAUUCGCUGCUGUUGCUGCGCAGCUCUGCUCGCAUCGAACUGCCGCUGCUGCCUUAUGGCAUGGGACGACUCGGUUCCUCGAUGCCCGCUUUGGACUUUGUAUUUGCGGGCUUUUCGCCGUUCUUGCAAGGCCAUUGCCAACUAGGCUUGUUUAUGUCAACCUACGGCUUCAACCGUCUGGACUUGUCUACGUCAACUUCAGAUUAUCUGCACUCAGGUUUCUCCCUGCUUCUCAGGAGUCUCGUCCGAACUGGACCGUCUUUGUUUGUGUACGGCAUGCAGAGGCUGAGCCCCAUCCUGUUGGUUCCCGACCAUAUCACGGUAGGGCCCUCGCCGUCCCUACGUAUGCAUGCUAGAGUUGGACUGGCUUCGCCCGUUUACGGCAUCGUGCGUCCAGAUCUGCCUAUGCUGCCGUCGGACUUUGUGCACCUGGGACCAGGACCGUCUGUGCAAGGUCUUGCUCGGGCUGGCCCCGUUCCGCCUGUGUACGGACUGGUCUGUUUGGGCUCUUUCCCAUUUGUGCUAGACUUCGUCCACUUGGGCUCGCCGCCGCUUCUGCGGACCCUUGCAUGGAUGGGGCCUUCGAUGCCCCCUUCCGGCUGUGUGCGCUUGGGCUCUAGCCUGCUCUCGCCAGAUUCUGGCAGCUUUGGGCCGAUCCUGCCAAUUCACAGCUUCGCUAGGCUGGGCUCGCCUACGCCGGCAUACGGUGUGACCUGCUUCGAAUCCUCGACGUCUGCUUCGGACCUCAUCCAGUCCGAGCUGCUUGCAUCACUCCGAGCAUUUAUCUGCUUUGGCUUGGCGCCUCCGGCUUACGGCCUGACCUGUUUGGGCUCUUCGCCGUCAGUCGCCGACUUCGUCAACUCAGGCCUUUCAUCGUCGGUCUAUGGCAUGACAAGGCCCGGAAGCUUCUUGCUGGUGCUGGAUCUCAUCCAAACUGAGCCCUCGACGUCCUUGCAGGGGCUUGCAUGUCCUUUGCCUGAACCGGGCCGGCACUGCCUUUAUACGGCAUGGUUUGCCUCGCUUGGGCCAAUGACUCUGGCGCUGGAUCACGUGAUUGCGGGUCUGCUGCUGUUUUCGCGAACUCCGGCGUGCUCUGAUCUCUUAUUGCUGGUUUGGGGAAUGUCCACAUCGGGACUCUCACCACCUGCGCUUGAUCCUGUAGCUCUCGAUUCCCUACCGCUGCCGAGGGCGCUCUGCCGAUCAGGGUCUGCGAUGUUGGCUUACGGGAUGGUGCGGCCAGGUUUCUUGCCGCUGGCAUUGGAUUUUGUUCGCACUGGACCGAGCCUUCCUCCGAGGACAUCUGCUUGCAUUGGCUUCGCGCUCUUUGCCUAUGGCCUCACAUGGCCCGGCCCACCUUUGCCGGUGCUGGACUCUGCGAAUCCGGAGUCUUCCUUGUCGAUGCACUCCUCCGUCAAAAUGGGGCCCGUCCUUCUGGCUUACGGCUUGUCGCAGCUGGGCCUCAUUUUGCUUGUUUUGGACUUCGUCCAUUCGGACAGCAGUUUGUCACUGCGGGGCUUCUUCUGUACAGGCUUGUUGAUGCCAGCCUAUGGUAUGUCUUGCAUGGGCUUCUGCACGUUGGCGUCAGACUGUGUUCACCCUGGCCCGCCCAUGCCGCCUCGCUACCACGCACGUUUGGGCUCCACCCUUCCAGCCUUCGGAAUGGCCCGCUUGGGAUCUCUGAUAUCCAUCUUGGACCCCACAAACUUCGGGAGCUCUCCAUUGGCCAGGAGCCAUUUCUGCGUGGAGGCCUCCCUUCUUGCCUAUGGCAUGUCCUGGCUGGGCCUUCCCUCGUCUGCUUUGGACUCUAUCCGACCCGAGAGCCUUUUGCCUUUACACGGCCUCUGCAGGCUUGGUGCGUUUCUGUUGGCCUCUGGCAUGACAUGGCUCGGACCUCCGAUUCCUACUUCGGACCUCUUGCGUUUGGGCUUCCCCAUUCCCUUGAGAUCCAUGCUCUGCACAGGCUUCGGGCUGUCUGUCUCUGGGAUGGCACGUCCUGGCUCUUCGCCGCUUGUCCUCGACUUCAUUCAUCUGGAGUUUUCGACAUCAUUGCAGGCUUCUGCUCAGCUCGGAUCCCUUCUGUCUGCGGCCGGUCUGGCACGGUCGGGCCCAUCUCUGUCCACUUUAGACCUCCUUCAUUUGGGCUUCUCCUUGCUUCUCCGAGGCCAUGCCCGCACUGGCUUUGUUCUGCCGGCAUACGGCAUGACUAGGCUCGGCCUGCCCAUGCCUACUUCAGAUAUGUGUCACCUUGGCUUGCCCUUGCUACCCCGAUCGCUCAUCUGCCUUGAUGUUCCUGUGCCGGUCUAUGGCAUGGUUUGCAUGGGCCUCUUGUCGCCAGUCCCGGAUUUUGUGCAUCCAGGUUUCAGUUCGUCGCUUCGGCAUUCUGCACACUCCGGCCCGCCUCCUUUAACUUACGGCUUCAUGCAAGCAGAGUUUCCGCUCUCGACACUGGACCAUCUGUCGGUCGGCAGCCUCUUGCCGCUGAGAGGGCACAGCCAGCUAGGAUUCACGACUCUCGCCUACGGCAUGAGUCAGAUAGAGUCACUGUCGUCCACAUUGGACUCUGCAACUUUUGAGAGUGUCCUGUCUUCAAGGAGCUUCAUGUGCAUGGACGCUUCCUUCCCGGUGUCCGGGCUGUCGCGACCGGGCUUGAUGAUGUCAGCCUUGGAUCCCGCUCAGCUCGGCCCCGUUCCAUCCAUUCGUAGCCUUGCGCAGUCGGAACUGUUCCUAUUGGCCUAUGGCCUGGCCAGGUCUGGAAGCUUUCUGCCCGUCUUGGACCUCAUAAGCUCGGGCCCUUUGAUGCUUGUGCAAGGUUCCGUACGGCUUGAGCUACCUCCCUCAAUCUCUGGUUUGUCACAACCGGGACUGAGUACUCUGGCUUUGGAUUUCGCCUCCUUGGGCCUGUUCCUGUUCGUGCGAUCCCUCGUCAGGCUAGGGCCCAUGCUGCUUGCGCUUGACCUUGGUAGUGCUGGUGCUUUCUUGUCCAUUCAAACUUUUGUCCGGACGGGCUCCGUGUCGUUGGCCUACGGCACAUGUUGUAUGGACUCGAGCCUAUUUUUGCUGGACCCCGCGAGCCUGGACCCUACGCCUUCCUUGCACGGCCUCGCCUGCUGUGAGUCCAUGCUGCUGCCAUAUGGCAUGUCAUGCUCAGGCCUGUCUUUGUCGAUCCUGGAUUCCAUCCACACAGACAGCGUGUCAUCUUUGCAUGGACAUGUCCGCUUGGACUUCUCGCUGCCUGCAUUUGGAAUGACCCGGCUAGGAUUCAGUUUGUCCGCGUCAGAUUCUGCACAGAUGGGUCUGCCUCUGUUCCCUCGCGGGCACUUGCGCAUCGAACUUUCAGCUUCUGUCUCUGGUGUUGGACGUCCAGGCCUAUUGCUACUUGCACCGGAUCCCAUCCAUUUAGGGUCGGCGAUGCUUAUUCGCAGCUUCCUGCAAGCCGGACCUGUGCCAUCUGCCUAUGGCAUCGCCUGCUGUGGCCCACCUACGCCGACCUCGGACUUCGUCCACUCAGGCCCUCCGCUUUUGUUGAAGACUCUCGCUUGCGUUGGGUCGAUGCCUCUGCUCUACGGGAUGUCCCGGCCUGGCUCCGUCUCGUUUUCGCCGGACCGCGUGCACUCGGGGCCGCUCUCGUCCUUGCGAGCCUUCGCCAAAUCGGAGCUCCUGAUGUCGGCCUACGGAAUCUGCCGGCUGGCCUUCCCGCUGCCAGUGCUGGAUCCUGUGCAUCUAGACCCGCUGCUGUUGCCGCACAGAUUCCUUUUGCCACUGCCCGACUUCAUCACACCUGGGUCGAUGCUGUUGCUGCAGGCGCACGCUCGUCUCGGAUCCUCUUUGCUGGCAUACGGGAUGGCACAUCCAGAUUUCUCUUUGUCAGCGCCGGACCUCUGUCAGACUGAGCCGCCUCUUUCGGUGCAAAUGUUUGUGUGCCCUGGUUUCUUCACGUCGACCUCCGGCAUCGCCAGAUCGGAAUCGCUGUUGCCCGUGCUUGACAUGAUGUCUACUGGACCACUCCUGCCCUUGCAAGCCUCCAGCCGAACGGAAUUGUUCUUCAUCGUUUGUCCUGGCUCCUUGUCUCCGGUGCUUGAUCCCAUACACCCGGACUCAAGCAUGUCAUUACAGGGCUCUUUCUGCACAGGCCCUGUGCUGCUCACAUAUGGACUGGCACGGCUAGGCCUACCUCUGCUGAUUCCAGACUCCAUGCAAGCCGAGUUGCUGCUGCCAGUGCAGGGCCUCGUUCGGUCGGACCCAUCACUGCUGGCUUAUGGAAUGUGUUGUCCAGGCUUUGCCAUGUCAAUCUCAGACUGCGUUCGGCCGGGAUUGCUGCUGCUUCUCCAGGCGUUCGCAUGCUUUGGCCUCCUGCUGUCGGCAUUCGGCGUAAGCAAGUUGGAAGCACUGCUGCCCGCGCCUGACCACAUACAACCAGAGCUGAGCAUUUCUUUGCGGGGCCACUGUCACACGGGUUUCCUAACGUCUGCUUACGGUGUGUGCAAGCUCGGCUCCCCAAUUCCGGUGCUGGACUCCUUGCAGCCAGGGCCCUUCCCACCUGCCCGCGGCCUGCUUCGACCAGAAGUGCCACUCCUGGCCUACGGCCUGACGUGCUUAGGGCCUCUGCCACCAGCUUUCCUGUUCGUACUUGACUAUGCUGGCUCGGGAUUUAUGCUUCCGUUGCGCGGGUUUGUGUGCACGGAUUCGGCACCAUUGGCAUUCGGAAUGACGUGCCUUGGCAGCUCCAUGCCGUCGCCUGACCUUCUGCAUCCGGGCUUCCUGGCUUCUUUGCGCAGCUUCGUACAUGUGGAGCUCUCGUCAUCUCUGUUCGGUAUGGUGUGCCCAGACUUGGUGCCUUCGAUUCUGGACCCGGCGCACCCAGGCUUGUCCUUGCUCCUGCAAACGCCCGCACAGCUUGGCCCCAGCUUGUUUGCAUAUGGCAUCUUCCGGCCUGGUCUUACCAUGCCGGCACCGGAUUUUCUCCACCUGGGCUUGACGUCUCUUCCAAGAGCCCAUGCUAGAUCAGGAGCUUUGCCGUCCGCUUAUGGAAUGGCCAGGACGGGCUCCCUACUUUUGGCUGUGGACUUCGCCAACCUCGGAGCGGCCUCGCUUUUGCGAUCCUUCUUUCGACUGGGCUUCCCGACGUUCGCUUAUGGCCUGACGAGGCCCGGGCCUCCCAUGCCCACACCUGACAUGACAGCAUCAGGCCCAAGCUUGUCCUUGCAGUCCUUCCUUUGUCUCGACUUGUUGCUGCCUGCGUACGGAUUGACCCGCAUGGGCCUCCCAUUGCUUGUGCUGGAUCCCGUUCACAUUGGCCUCGCACUGUUGGCCAGGGGUUUCGCGUGCUCCGGGCCGGCCCUUCCAACCUUCGGCAUCACUCGCCUGGGCUUUCCCUUGCUGGCGUCAGAUGUGACGAGUUUGGGAAGCUCCACGUCCUUGCAGGGCUUUCUGCGCCUGGGUUUGGUACUGCUUCUUUACGGACUUAGCCGACCCGAGCUUCCACUCUCAGUUCCAGACUACGCUGCUGCUGGCUUCCCUCUUUCGCCCCGCUCCCUCGUUUGCUGUGGCUUCACUUCACUCGGCCUGUUCAUGUCCACCUACGGCUUUGCAUGUGUGGGGCUUUUCCUGUCAGCCCUGGAUCUCGUCUCAGCAGGUCCUCUCCCGCCAAUCCAAAGUCUUGUGAGACUCGACCCAUCGCUGUUGGCGUCCGGCAUGUCAAAGCCUGAUUCCCCUCUACCAACAUUGGAUCCCGUUCACCUUGGCGCAUUGCUGUUUGUGCAAACACAUGCACGCCCGGAAGUGCUCCUGCCUGUGUAUGGCUUGACGCGCUUGGAGCCGACCCUUCUGGUACCGGACUUCAUCCACACUGACUUGCCUUUGCCGCUUCAUAGCAUGAUCUGCCUGGGCAGCCCGCCCUUUGCAUACGGCAUUGCUUGUCUCGGGUUGCCUCUGCUUGCCUUGGACUUUGUGGGAGCCGGCCUGUCUCCCUCCUCACGCAGUUCCUGUCAACCGGACUUGACGACUUCUAUCUACGGCUUUUCGACACCUGGCCUGCCACCGCUCGUUCCAGACUUCCUGUGCUCAGAAUCGGUGAUGCCUCUCCAUGGCUUCUUACGCUUGGAGCCAUCGAUGCCUGCAUAUGGGAUGAGCGCAUCAGGAUUGUCACUGCCUGUCCUUGACUUCGUGAGCGCAGAGUCAUCUCUUCUUUUGCAGACGUAUUUGCAUAUGGAGCUGUCGUCGUUUGCCUACGGGCUGAAUCGCUUGGACUUGCCCUUGUUUCUAUCGGACUCCGCGCAUCUCGGCUUUCCACCGCCCAUUCGUGGACUUGCCUGCUUGGGGUUCCUCCCGUUUACGUAUGGCCUGACGUGCCUUGAAUUGUUGCUGUUGGUGUUGGACAUGGCGCAUUUUGAGCUGCCGACGUCGGCUCGGGCUUUCGCCCGCCUGGACUCCUUGACGCCCGCCUUCGGCAUCGCGCGCUUGGGCUCGAGCUUGCCUGCGCUGGAUUCUGUCUGCCUGGACAGCACGCCCUCUUCGCGAUCAUCUGUCUGGAUUGGAUCUGUGCUGUUUGCAUACGGGCUUACGUGGCCAGGUCCUUUUGCACCGAUCUUGGAUUAUGUGCAGAUGGGGCUCCUCAUGUCCUUGCAGGCGUCUGCCCGGACUGGCCUUAUUCCUUCUACCUCCGGCGUUUCCAGACCGGCAAGUUCGCCAUCUGCGCUCGACCUUUGCAACUCUGGCUCAAUGACGUUGCUGCGCAGCCUCGCGUGGGCAGGCCUGCUGCUGUUGGCAUAUGGCUUAUGUCGAGUAGGUUUCCCGUCGCUCGCGCUUGACUUUGCCCAUCUAGACCCGUUGCCGCCACCGAAGUCGAUGUCCCGCUUGGAGCCGACGCCUCUAGUUUACGGCUUAACAUGCUUGGGCUCAUUUUUGCUUUUGCCAGACCAUGCUCACCUUGGAAGUGCAACGUUCCUGCGCGGCCACACACGUUUGGGGCCGAGCUUGCUGGCCUAUGGGGUGGUGCGCAUGGAGCUCCCGCUGCUCGCUUCGGACCCCAUAAAUCCUGGCUCGCCUAUGCCGCUGCAUAGCUUCGUCUGGCUGGGAUCUUCCAUCCUGGUCUACGGCGCCAGUCGCCCCGGUAGCUUUUCGCCAGUGCUGGACUCCGUCCACACCGAUCCGUCUCUGCCCUUGCAAUCUCUUGCGCAGCUUGGAGCAUCGCUGCUCACCUCCGGCUUAGUCUGCCUUGAAGUGUCGUUGCUGGCAUCAGAUUUCGCGCAGUGUGGGCCGCUGAUGUCUCUGAGGAGCCUUUUGCGACUGGGUCCGGUGAUGCUUGCCUUCGGCUUCUCCACCCUGGAUUCGACCCUUCUGGUGUUGGAUUUCGUGUCCACUGGCCUGACCACAUCGCUGCAGUCGCCCAUGCGGCUUGGUCCAUCUUUGCUCGUCUAUGGCUUGUCCUGGACAGGCUCCAGCCUGCCUGUGCCCGAUCUCGUUAACCCCGGCCUUCCAACGUCUGCGAGGGCUUCCUGCUACUUUGGCUCCUCGCUCCUGGCGUAUGGCCUGUUGCGGCCUGGGCCUUCGCCCUUGACCUUAGACAUGAUGGGCACAGAGCUUAUGUUGUCCUUGCACAGUCUCGCGUGCAUGGGGCUUGCCUUGCCGGUCUACGGCGUUUCUUGCCCAGACCUGUCGUUGCUUGCACCUGAUCCAGUUGCCUCUGGCUCGCCUUCACUGCUGCAGGCGCCCAUGUGUCCGGGCCCGACGACCUUCGCCUCUGGCUUGUCGAGGUCGGGAUCUUUGCCUUCUGCGUCAGACCGUGCUUGCACAGGGCCACUGCUGCUUUCGCGCGGCUUCUUUCACCUGGACCCUUCGACGCCGACUUACGGCAUGGGCUGGCUGGACUCCUCGACGUUGACUCUGGACCUCGUAAACAUCGGCUUCGUGCUUUUGAUGCGAGCCUUUCUCCACUUGGAUGCAAGCUCAUCGGUGUACGGACUUUCAAACCCGGGAUUUUUGCUGCUAGUGCCUGACUUCGUCAACCCUGGUAGCGCCUUGCCCUUGCAAUCGCUGGCUCGUUGUGGCCCCUCCACCUCUGCCUAUGGUUUGGCUCGGCUCGGCUUCUUGGUUCCAAUGUCAGACUCCAUGAGCGUGGAAGCGCCCAUGUUGCCGCGCACGUUUACUCGUGUGGACUCUCCGCUCUUAGCGUAUGGACUGGUCAGUUCAGAAAGCUUGCUGCUCGUUACUGACUCCCUUCAGGUCGGAUCUCCGUCGGUGUUGAAGACGCUUGCAUGGUCAGGCUUGGUGCCUUCUGCAUAUGGUCUGGUCUGUCCGGGCCUGUUUUUGUUGAUGCUGGAUUUUGCCACCUUGGGCUCAUCGCUGCUUGUGCAAACCUUCUGCUGCCUCGGGUUUGUGAUUCCGACGUAUGGUGUGAGCCGCUCGGGAUUGCCAUCGUCGGCUUCGGACUCUGUGCAUACAGACAGCGUGCUGUCGGUGCGAAGCUUCGGUUGCUCUGGCCUCCCUCCUCUGGCUUUUGGAGUGACCCGACCAGCAUCCUCUUCGCUGGUCUCGGACUUUAUGCACUCGGAAUCGAGCUUGUUUCUAAGGUCUCCCGUGUGCAUGGGCUCCCUGCUUUCGGCCUAUGGCCUGGCGCGAACAGGUCUUUCACUAUCUGCCCUUGACCUCAUCCAUGCUGGCCUUCUCCUGCUUGCUCGUGUCUUCACGCGACCUGAACCGAUCCCUUCGGUCUUUGGCAUGUCCAGGUUAGAGCCACUGAUGUUGGCGUUGGACUUUAUCCAUCUAGGCUCUCCCACGUCACUGCAAACUUUCUGCAGGAUCGAUCUGUUCUCGUCUGCCUACGGCACAGCACGGCUCGGAUCGCCGCCGCUGGUGCCGGACCUUGUGCAUUUAGAACUUUCCAUGCUUUUGCACAGCUCUGCGCACACGGGCCCUCCCUUGCUACUCUAUGGCUUGGCCUGUCUUGAACUGCUGUCAUUGGCCCUGGAUUUCAUAAACUCGGGUUCCCCACCAUUCCUCCGGACACUUUCUCGGCUGGGUGUCUUGCCGCCCGUCUACGGCAUGGUCUGGUUGGGCUCGACGACGCCCCUGCCCGACCUUGCAACGACUGGGCCAGCCUUGCCAGCCAGACAUAUGGUUUGCUCUGGCAGUCUUCCUUCAGCCUUCGGCAUGCUCCGCUUUGGGCCACCAUCCUCGGCUCCAGACAGUGAGACCACGGGAUCGCCACCACCCACGCGAAGCUUCGCAAGACCGGAGCCGCCACUGCCAGCACAGGGCACGGGCUGCUCCGAUGUGCCACUGCUCGUCCUUGAUUCCUCGGACUCCGGAUUUUUGCUGUUCAUGAGAUCUCUCGGUACCUUGGAAGCCCCAGCCCCAGCCUCUGGCUUAGGUUGCUUUGGCUCGUCACUGUCUGCCUCCGACCACUUGCAGAUCGGGUCGGUCUCGCUGCUGAGAAGUCGUGCAUGCUUGGGGUUCAGUGCAUCGACCUCUGGCCAAGGCUGUUUUGGCUUACCGCCCUUGAUUUUGGACUUCCUGCAACCAGCACCGCUGCAGUCACUUCGAAGCCUUGCGCGGGGAGGACUGUCGUUUCCUGCCUUUGGAAGCAUUCGCCUCGGCUUGCCAUCUUUGCUGCUUGAUGGGCAGCAGACAGGCCCCUCCGCUCUCUUGAGAGGCUUUGCGCGACUUGGGAGUUCGAUCCCAUCAUCUGGCGCAGCCCGAUCCGGACCAUCUCUUUCCAUUUUGGAUUACUCAACCCCUGAUCCAUUCCCGUCCCUUCGUUGUAAUGCCUGCCCAGACUUCUUAGUGCCGCUGUCUGGGGAACUGAGAAUGGAACUGAGUAUGCCUGCGCUAGAUUGCAUGCAUGUAGGCAUGCUGCUGGCGGCGAAGGCUCUUGCCAGGCUUGAUUUCGUUCUGUUUGCGUUCGGUUUGUCUCGGUUUGACUCUUCAGUUCCUGUGCCCGACUUCAGUCACUUCGGAAGCACGAUGCCGGUGAGGAGUGUUGGCCGAAUUGGCUUCGUUUCAUCGGUGUUCGGACUGGCGUGCUACGGUUCCUCGGCUUUGGCAUCCGACCGUGCGCACAUGGAGCUUCCUCUGUCAGUUCGCAGCAUGGGACGACCAGGGCCAAGUUUGAUGGCCUUCGGAAUCGGUUGUCUCGACUUGUUUGUUUUUGUCUUGGAUGUCGCUGAGAUGGAGUUUGCGCUGCUUUUGCAUAGCUUCGGGUGUCCAGAUUUCUUGCUUUCCGUAUUUGGCUUAGGCUGCUGCGACUCUUCGUCCUCAGCCUCUGACUUUUCGCUCUUCGAUUCGAUACUGUCUGUGCGAGGUUUUGCACACAUGGACCUGUCCUCGUCACUUUACGGAAUGGUGUGUCUGGGAGCUAGCCUGCUGGCCUUGGAUUCUAUCAGCGGUGGCUUGGCACCGUUUUUGCACAGCUUCGCUCUUCUUGGCUCGUCCUCUCUUGCUUCCGGCAUGACUCGAUCUGGAUUCCCUAUAUCACUUUUUGACUACUUGUCGCCUGGUCCGCUGCUGCUCCCACAGGGAUUUGGGCAACCGGGCGCCUUCAUGUUGGCGUGGAGCUGUGCAAGGUCCGGAUCACUGGCACUGUUGUCCGACUACUUGCGAUCGGGCCCGCCCAUGUCCCCCCGAAACCAUAUCCGAUGUGGCAGCGUGAUGUUGACGUCUGGCAUGGCAAGAUCGGAGGCGCUAAUGUUCGCAUCGGAUUGUGAGCAUGCAGACUCCUCCAUGCCUUUCCGCAGUCACUCACACCCUGGUUUCGCCUUGCUGGCCUCAGGUCGUCUCAGCUUCGGGUUGUGCCUCUCUGUUUUGGAUAUGGCCACCCCUGGUUCCUCGCCACCGCUGCGAUCUUUGGCGUGCCUAGAGCCAGCGCUGCUACUACUGGACCCUGUAGCUCCCGGACCCUUGCCUUCGCUGCGAAAUCUCGCAAGGCCAGGCUCUGCGAUGUCCGUGGUAUCGGUGGUGCGCUUUGGCCCGCCAACCUUCGUUCCGGACUAUGUGCUCAUUGGCUUGAGCGUGUCCCUGCGCGACCUCGCCCGCUUAGAAGCUUCCCUUCUCAUCUUUAGUGCUGUGAAGGCCGAGCCGCUGUUGUUCCCAUUGGACUUCAGCCAUUUCGGACCGACGUCUCCGGCUAGGAGCCCUGGAUGCACGGGUGCUGCCUUGUCAGCUUCCGGAAUGGCCUGCUUUGGAUCUUCCCUGCCGGCCUCUGACCUGGUCCAUGGAGGCCUAUCACUGCCAUUGCGAAGCCUCGUAAGACUUGACCCGGCCUCUUCCACUUUUGGGGUGACGCACCUGGGGGUUCUUAUGUUGGCCUCUGACCACACCGAGCCGGGGUUGCUGCUAUUCCUUCGAUCGCUUGCUUACCUGGGCUUCCUUCCACCCCUUUUUGGGCAAGCUUGUUCUGGAUCCCUCAUGUUCGCGUCGGAUCUCGCCCACCAUGGCCCAGCGCCUUCCUCGCAAAGCCUCGUGAGGUCAGGCGCAACAACAUCCACCUCCGGCGCCACGUGCUUCGAGACACCCGUGCUGGUUAUGGACUCCACCUCACCGGGGCUGACAUCUUUGGUGCAAAGCGCCGCACUCAUGGAGAGCUCGCCUCCUGCAUUUGGCAUUGCGUGCUCCGGGCUCUUAGCAUCUUCGCCUGAUUACCUUAAUCCCGAGCCGACAACGUCAGCACACAGUGUGGCUUGGUUUGGUUUCACCGCGCCGGUAAUGAGCAGGGUAAGCUUGGGCUCCCCUCUCUUGGUGCUUGACUUCGCGUAUUUUGGCAGCCUCAUGUUGGUGAGGUCUUGCUGCAGAUUUGGUCCGGUUUCUUCAGCCUCAAGCUGUGGUCGCUUUGACUUCUCUCCGCCUGUGCUUGACCUUCUGCACCCCGGCGCCUUCCUGCCACUGCGAUCUGCGGGACAUCCAGGAUCCACGUUGCUGGCCAUGUCUGCGGCGCGCUUCGGCUUGACGUCAAGCUUACUGGAUGCUUUCAGCGCAGAGCCCUCGCCAACUACCCGGUCCUUUGGCCAUCCUGACUUUGCCUCGACGGUUAUGGGCGUGGCACGCGCUGGGCUCUUGCCUUUAGCUCUGGAUUUCGUGCAGCUCGAGUUGCCUUUGCUUUUGCAGUCUCUUGGCCGGCCAGGGCCUGCUCUGCCUGUCUUGGAUCUUUUGCAUUUGGCACCUGGCAUGACCCGCGUGGCCUCGUUGAUGCCGCCUUCGGACCUCGCCAUCACCGGCCUGCCUCUGCUUGCACGAAGCACGGCACAACCCGGUUUGGCCUCGUCCGUCUUGGACUUCUUGGUCCCGGGCUCUUCUUCGCUGGUCCGAAGCUUUGCCUGUUCAGAGCUGCCCUUCUCUGCCUUCAGCGGCACGCGCUGCGGAUCCUCCGCUUCGGCCUCGGACUCCACGUCUCUGGGCUCCUCCCCGCUUCAGCGGAGUCGCGUGCGUCCGGGGCUUGCGAUGCUCCUCUUCGGCUGCGCUUGUGCUGGCCUUUCAGCGUCCGUGCUUGAUCCCUUGCAUUCGGACCCGUCAGUGGUGCUGCGGUCCUUUGCCCAACCAGGUCUGGGCUUCUCAGUGUUCAGCGGGGUUAGCCUGGAUGCUUCGCUCUUUGCUUUGGAUUCCGUGGACCCUGAUCCGCCUCUGCCACUGCACAGCCCUGCAUGUGCCGGAUUGCCUGCCUCCGUCCUAGAUUUUUUGCAGAUGGGACCUUUCAUGUUCAUUCGAAGUCUCAGCUGCCUGGGCCUCGCGGUGCCCGUGUUGGACUCCCUGCAUCUCGGGCCACCGCCUUUUGCCCGUCGUCUCGCGAGAUCUGGUUCGACAGUUUUGCCCCAAAGCCUCGCACGAACAGAGUCGGCCUUUCCUGUCUUUGCCCCGAUCCGAAUGGGCCUUUCACCCUUUGUUCCUGACCACACUCACCUGGGUCCGGUCCCGUCGACCCGCAGCCCCAGCCACCUCGGCCCUCCCACCUCCGUGCCGGAUUCCCUGCGUCUGGGCAGUGCCAUGCUGCUGCGAUCCUUCGGCUGCGUGGGCCUCUUCUCGUCUCUAUCUGGCCUCGGUUGCGUGGGGUUGCCGUUGCUCGUUUUGGAUCUCGUCGACGUAGGGUCAGGCUCCUCCGUGUGGAGUGCUGCACGCUUGGGGCUGGUGAUUUCUACUUGUGACUACCUCCACCUGGGCUCUUUUCCGUCUCUCCGGAGCCUGGCACGCUUCGGUUUCAUCGUGCCGAUUUCGGAUUUGCUGCAGCUUGGCCCAUCAACGUUGCUGCGGUCCUAUGCUCGCCUCGAUUUGGCCUCGUCGGCCUCGAGCAAGACGCGGCCGGGCUCGCUAUUAUCGGUGCCUGACUGCAUUCAGACAGGCCCUUUGAUGUCCAUCCGUAGCUUUGCAUGCUUGGGAGUCUCUCCAUCUGUCCUCGAGUCUGUUAGGUCCGAUCCUUCUCUGUCCUCGAGAGGCUACGCUCGCUGUGGCUCGACUGUUCCAGCUUCCGACGCGGCACGCUUCGAGCUACUCCUGCUCAUCCUCGACUCCGCACAGCUGGAUGUAUUACCGUCGCUCCGAAGUACAGGAUGCUUGGGCUUUGCGGUGCUGACUAUGGGGAUGAGCUGCUUGGGAUUAGUGUUGCUUGCGUCAGAUUUCAGCACUCUAGGAGUGUCGAUGCUUGCACAAAGCUUUGUGCAGCUGGGCCCCGCUACGUUAGUCCUUGAUUUUGUUCGACCGGAGUCGAGCUCAUCAGCACGUGGGCAUACUCGCCUCGGUUUUAUUAUGUCGCCGUUCAGCAGAUCCAACCCGGAACUGAUCUUGUCCGUCUCGGAUGUCUCCGAAUUUGACUCCACCUUUCCGGCACGCAGCGCGGCACGUGCUGGCUUGGCCUUGUCUUUGUCCGGUUGUGCAAGGUUCGGGCCCCUUGCUUCAGCUCCAGACCAUGUGACUACCGGACCACCGGUCUUGGUUCGAAGCUUUGCAAGAUCGGGCCUCGUGAUGCUUCCGCUUGACCUUUUCCGCCUCGGAUUGCUCACGCCGAUAUCCUGCGCUUGGCUUGGCCUCUUCCCUCCUACACCGGAUUCUGCAUAUCUUGGCUUGAUGCUGCCUCUGAAGGGCACGUCGUACCUGGACUCUGCUCUUCUGGCAUUCAGCAGGAGUCGAUUGGGACUUUCGCCACUGGUUUUGGACCCCCUUCGUUCAGAGUCGAUCACGUCUCUGCAAAGCCUCGGUCGCUUUGGUUUGGCAGUUCCAGUCUUCAAGGCCGCAUCGCCUGGGCCGACGCUCUCUGUCUCCGAUUGCACGGAGCUUGAGUCGGCAGUCUCUUUGAAGUCUUCUGCAUACCUGGGCUCUGCUUUCCCACUUUUUGGAGCAAUGACUUUGGGCCCGGCGCCUUUGAUUCCAGAUGUUACAGAACUAGGCAGCACACCACCUCCACGCUCCUGUGCACGUCCGGGCCUCGCGCUGUCCCUCUUCAGCUGCACUCGUUCUGAGUUCUUGGCCUCAGUCUCUGACUUUCUGCAUCUUGGAUCUCUGCUUUCGCCUCAUUCCCUUGGCCGCACGGGGCUUUCGGUCCCGAUGUUUGGCACCGCCUGCUCGGAGUCGGCUGCGCUGACUCCUGACACAUCCCUUCUAGAGUCUGCCACGUUGCUCCGAUCUGCUGCUCACCUGGGCUUCCUGCUUCUUGCUUCUGACAGAGUGAAGUUGGGCUCCCUUCUGCCAACGCUGGACUUUGCAGAACUCGGCUCUGCUGCAUUUCUUCGAGGUCACGGGCGUAUGGGCUCGGGACCUUUGGCCUUCGCCUUCGCGCGUUCGGGCUCGAUGCUUCCGGUGCCAGAUGUGGCGGAGCCGGGCUUGGUUUCGUCGGUUCGAGGCUUCCAGAGGCUGGGGUUUUCGAUGCCGACUUGCAGCUGCGGUCGUUUGGAGUCCUCCGCUUCGACCUUGGACUUCGCUCAUCUCGGCUCCACCCUCUCCGUUCGCGCCAUGGGGCGUCUGGGCUUCGCUUUCUCGGUGUCUGGCGUGGCUGCGUCUGGCUUCUUCAUAUCAGCACCCGACCUCCUGGAGCCGGGGCCACCUCCUUUUGUUCGAAGCCUCGGGCGAACGGAGCUGGCGGUAUCCACAUCUGGCUUCUGCAGAGCGGGUUCCUUCAUAUCAGUGUUUGACAGUGCUCACUCUGGAUCGAUCCCGCCAUCGCAAAGCUACGCUACCUCAGGGUUUCUGAUGCCCGUAUUCGGCCUCUCCAGACCGGGCUUCUUCACGGUCGUCUCUGACACGAGCUUCUUUGGGUCGACUCCAGCGCUGCGCAGCACUGCCCAGCCUGGCAGUACGAUGCCGGCAUCCAGCUUCGCAAGCUUUGGAUCUCUCCUUCUUGUGUUGGACUGUGCAGAGAUGGGCUCUGGGUUGUUGGCAAGGAGCAUGGCGCAGCCUGGGUCCGCAUUUCUGGCCUUCCGCUCUGUGACCUUUGGCUUUCUCACGUCGAUCCUGGACUCCACGCACUCUGGCUCCACCUUCCCAGUCGACUUCUCUCCCUUGGUGCGCUCCUCCGGAUUGCUUGAAUCCUCAUUGUCGGCCUCUUCUGCAGCGAGACUAGAGCUGUUCUUGCCGGUGCCAGAUCAUGUAAACCUGGGCCUAGCACUUUUCCUGCACAGCAUGGCCCGGCUCGGCCUUUUGCUCUUGGCGUCGGAUUGCGCAAAGCCGGGGUCUCCGCUACUUCCGAGAAGCAUGGCCCGGCCGGGCGUGGCCUUUGCAGCCUUCUCCAUGUCGCGCUUGGAGCCGAUCUUGACCGCCUCUGACAUGACUGCUCCAGGGCCUACACUCCUGGUGAGGGCCGCUGCAAGGCUUGGGCCAACGUUCUCAGUUUCCGGCUGGGCACGGACGGGCUCCAACUCGGCCGUUCAGGCCUUUGCGAAGCUCGGCAGCACCUUGCCGGUUAUCGGUCGGACACACUUUGGCAUGUCGCCCUCGGUGUUGGACUUCGCACAUCUCGGGUCGGCACCGCUUCCGCGGUCCUUUGCGCGAUGUGACCUCGCGCUGUCCGCUUUGGACUUGCUUGCAACCGGUUCGCCUCUGCUGGCCAGGACGUCUACCCAGCUGGGUCCAUUGCUGUCGGCCUCCAGUCGGGUUGCUCCGGGAUCCCCGACCUCGGCUUCGGACCUUCUGCACACGGACCUCACGGUGCCGUCAAGGAGCUGCGGUUGUCCAGGCUCUGCAGCGCUGACGUGGGGUCGUGCAAGAUCCGGUCUGCCUGUUUCGGCCUUUGACUUUUUGCAACUGGGCUUCUCCGCUUCUUUGCAGUCCAUGGGCAGGAUGGGACCCUUCCUGUCUGUUUUGUCCAGGGUUCACUCUGGCUUCCUCCUGCUCGUUACGGAUUCCGUUGUUCCGGGUAGCUCGCCUUCGCUGCAGUCCCUCUCCUGGCCAGGCUUCAUGGCUGCUGCGUCGGACUUUGCCAGGUCUGACCUCACCUUGCUGAUCCGGAGCAUGUGCUGCCUGGGCUUCACGCUUCCGGCGUUCGGGAAGACCUGGUCCGGCCCGUUCAUGUCCAUUUUGGACUCCUUGCAUCUCGAACUGGCUGUAUCUUCCCAAGGACAUACUCGCUUCGGGCUUGUUCCGUCGGUCUCCAGAGCCACACGACUGGGUUUCUUGUCGGUGACACCGGACUGUGCAACUCCAGAAGCUGUCCUGGCAUCACGAUCCUUCGCUCGACUUGGUCUUGUCCUGCUCCUGAUAACUAUGGCCAGGUUUGGCUCUUCCCUCCCGGUGUCUGACUUCCUCCAUUUAGAGUUUCUGCUGCCUACGAGAAGCUUCGCACACACCGGUCUUGCCGUCUCGGCUGUCAGCCGUGUCCGACUUGGCCCAUCACCGCCGGUCCCGGACCUUCUGACCUCGGGCAGCUCUUUGCUUCUGCGAACUUUCUCGCGCUCGGAGCUGCCGACCUUGGUGCCCGAUUUCGUCGGGCCGGGCUUUCCGAUGCCCGUAAGGGCAGUUGCUUGCCUGGAGCCAUCCUUGCCCGCUAUCUCAACGACUCGCCUUGGUCCGAGCCUGCCCUUGCUGGACCACGCAACAGCGCUGACUUCAGAUUUCGUGGAGUUGGACUCGGCCUUGCCGAUCCGCAGCUUCGUUAAGCCGGGCUUCAGCCUGUCAACUCUGGACUUUACCGAGCCGGGCUCGCUGGACUCAUUUUUGUCCGCACCUGAUCUUGUGAAUCUGGACUUGUCGCAUGCUCACUUCGGUCCAAUGACGUCCGCUGCUGGCAAGGUGCAAGUUGGACUUUUCCUGCUUGCUUUGGAUUUCUUGCAUCUCGACUUCUCGCCGUCCUUGCACAGCCUCGUGCAGCCUGGAUUUCCCUUGUCUUAUCUGGACUUUUCAGAGUCGGGAUCGCUUGUGUCACCUCGUAGUCAUACAAGACUGGGCCUUCUGAUGCUACCAUCGAGUGCCUCGCGACUCGAAGUCCCAUCGUUGCUACCGGAUCCUGCAGCACUUGACGCACCUGUGUCCGUUCACAGUUUUUCCUGUCCGGAGGCCGCCGCCUUUGUGCCUAGCCUUAGCCACUCAGGAUUGUCGCCUCCUCUCCAGACCCUUGCUCAUUCAGAUCUCGUGUUGCUGGUGCCGAGUGUAUCUCGGUCAGAAGCGUCCCCUCUCGUGCUGGAUUUCGCGGUUCUUGGCUUCCCGCCUCCACCAAGAGGGCCUGCUCGCCCGGGACCGGUGAUGCUGAUGCUGGAUCUUGCAGAGACAGAGCCACUUUUGCUUUUGCGAAGUCACUCCCGCCCCGACCUCACGAUGCCCGCCAUUGGCUUGGCCAGGCCUGGAUCGACGCCCUCUCCACUGGACUCUGUGAACAUGGGACCCUCCAUGUUGGUUCGACAGAUGGUGCGGCUCGGGUCGUUUGCAUCAGCAUGCAGGAUGGCUUGGAUGGGCUUCAGCUCUUCAGUGCUUGACUUUGGCAACCCAGGCACCUCAUUGCUGGUUCAAAGCUCAGCGCACUCAGACUUUGCAUCCUCUGCCGUCGGAGUUCUGAAGAUCGACUUUGCCAUGCCAGCAUCGGACAAUGUGCUGACUGAGUCGUUCCCUCCGGUCCGAGAGUUGGUUCGAUCAGAUUCUUCCACCUUGGUUCUGGGACUGGCUCGCCUGGGCGCAUCGCAUGCUUGGGUGGGAGUGGCACUACCCGCUUCUGGCUUGGGCCAGUUUGGUGUUUCGCCUUCAGCCCUGGACUUUCUACACUCAGAUCUGAUGUUGUUUGCGAGAUCAAUGGCUCAUCCCGGGCCGUCCUUCCCUGCGGUGAACAGGGCUCGUUUUGACAGCUCUCUGCCGGCCUCAGACUUUGUAGAAUCCGGAGCUUUUGCACUGAUUCGGAGUUUGGCUCACUCGGGCCUAACCUUGCCUCUCUUGGGAAGAGUGCACCUUGGUUUCACAACGCUGAUCGUGGACUACGCAUUUUCGGGCUCGGCGCCUCCGGCCCGCUCCUUUGCACAACCAGGUCUUCCCUUCUUGGCAUUGAGCACCGCAAGGCCUGAAUUCUUGCCUCUUGUGCCGGACUUUGUGGUAUCGGACGCCUCCCUCUUCUUGAGAAGCUCUUCUUGUUUGGGCUUGAACCCCUUGGCCUCGGACUUCGCCCGUCCCGGCCUUUCCUCGUCCUUGCGGUCCCGUGCUCGUUUGGGGCUCACGCCGCCGUCGUCCGGCCUUGGCAGGUCCGGCUCCUCGACGUCUGCUUCGGACUCUUUGAGGUUGGGUUCGCCGCUGUUGCCACAAUCCCCCGCGCACGCGGCGUUCUCGCUCUUGGCCUCUGGAAAAAGCCAAUCCGGCCCUCCAACGUCCGUGCCGGAUCAUCUGGGACUAGAAUCCCCGAUGCUCCCUCAAAACCCUGCUUGCUGUGGGUCAUUCCCAUCGGCGAUGAGCUGCUCGCGGUCCGAAGCUUCAGCUUCCAUCUUGGAUUGUUUACACCCCGGCUCAUCAAUGUUUCUCCAAAGUUUCUGUUGUUCGGGUUUCGCCUUGGCAGUGCUUGACUUAGCUGUCUUUGGCUCUUCGCUGUCCGUGCGCUCCUUCGCUUGCCUCGGCACAAUGCCGUUGACCUCGGACUUUGCGCAGCUCGAGCUGUCGGCGUCAACGCGAGCCGCGACCCGGAUGGAGCUUUCGAUGUUUGCGUUUGGGAGAUCCUGCUCGGAGCUCACGCUGCUGGCCUUGGACUUUGUGUGCUCUGGUCUGAACUUGUUUCUGCAAAGCCCAGCCUGUCUCGAAUCCUCGGUGCCGGCGUGCAAUUAUGCAAGACCGGGGCCAAGCAUGUCCUUGAGAAGUAUGGUCCAACCUGGAUUGUUGCCCCUCGCUUCUGACUGUGUUCGUUGUGGAUCGCCUCUGCCAGCCUUAGACUUCCUGCAUUCAGCUCCGCUUCUGUUUGCCAGGUCAACUGCGUGCAGCGGAUCCUUUUUGUCUGUGUCUGACGCGGUUCGGUUUGGAUUCCCACUCUUUGCUGCGGACCUUGUGCAGUUUGGCCCAGCUCUGCUUUUGCGGUCACUCGCUUGCCUUGGAAGUCCCGCAUCUGUCUCGGACUUCAUCGAGCCUGAGCUGCUGAUGUUCUUGCAAAGCUUCGCCCGUUUGGGUCUGUUUAUGCCCUCUUUCAGCCGUGUGAUGCCCGGCCCUUUCUUGUCAACUCUCGAUCCCGCUCAGUCCGACCCUGUGCCUUCCCCAAGGAGCUUUGCAAGACCCGAGUUGUCGGCUUCCGUCUAUGGCUUAACUCUUCUUGACCCCUUGCCGCCUGUGCUCGACCUCGUGCACACGGGCCUCCCAGCCUUACUGCGGACCUUUUCGCAAUUGGGUUCGCUGCCAUUUGUCUACGGACUGACGCUGCUCGACUUCUCCCCAUCGGUCCUGGACCCUCUUCACUUGGACUUCACGCCGCUUUUGCAGUCCCACAGUUGCUUGGGAUCGAGCUUCUUGGCCUUCAGCCGAUCGACUUCCGGCUCCCUUCUGCUGACUUCUGACCUCGUGGAGUCGGGACUGAUGCCUCCGCUGCGAAGCUUCAUGCGCUUGGACUUGACGUUGCCGAUUUAUGGCAUUGCUGAGCCAGGACUUUUCUUGUCUGCCUUGGAUUUCGUCCACACGGGUUCCUCGUGCUCACUACGCUCCCUCGCUCGACCCGAGCCUGCGUUGUCGGCCUAUGGCAUGACGACCUCGGGUAGUCUGCUGCCGGCGCUUGAUUCUUUGCGCUUGGGCUCCUUCAUGCUGCCCCGACACCUCGCCUGUUCGGGAUCUUCCUUUUCCGCCUACAGUCGGACACGGUUUGGGCUCACGCCGUCAGCCUUAGAUCUUCUGCACCUGGGCCUGGUUAUGUCCUUGAGAUCCCUUUCUCGAUCAGAUGCGGCCGUGUUGGCCUUGGACUUCCUGUACUUGGGCCCCACGGUGUCGGCGCAAUCCUUCAGCCGACUGGGCUUGGUUGCGUCAGUCUUGGACCUCUUGCACCCAGACCUGACGCCACCCUUGAGAUCUCGUUCAUGCUUUGGCUCCAUUUUGUCAGUGACAGUGGAGCUGGCUCCGUUGGUCCUGGACUUCUUGCGCCUGGGCUUCAAUCUGCUGCCUCGGGGCUUCUCGCACUUCGGCUCGAGUCUUCCUGUGUCCGGUCUGAGCUGUUCCGAGCUCUUGGCACCGGUGCUGGACUUGGCGAACAUGGGCUCCUUGCUCCCCCUGAGGUCCACGCUUCGUCUGGGCUCAAUGCUGCUUUCGUGCGGAAAGGCUUGCCCCGAGUUUCCCUUCUCUGCCCCUGACUUCGUGCAGCCAGGACUGCCGCUCUCGAUGAGAAGCUACUCGUGUCUUGAGCCUUGCGCGCCUGCCUCGAGCUUUGCGACCAUGGAUGUGUCACUCUCGCCUCGCAGCUUUUCUCAGUCGGGUGCUUCCCUGCCAGCCUUGGACUACUUGCGCUUGGGCAGCUUCCUGUUCCUUCAAAGCCUUGUGCAUGCGGGGCUUUCAAUGUUGUCGUUGGGGGAAGUUUGCUCGGGCUUCAUGCUUCCGGUGUCAGACUCUGUCCAGCUAGACACCUUGCCUCUCCUACGUAGCCUUUCGAGGACGGGAGUGCCUUCGUCGGUUUCGGACCAUGCGAGACCUGGCGUGCCCCCGCCAUCGCAAAGUUACGCAAGGCUCGAAGUCUCAGCGCCUGCUCUGGGGUUGAGUCGUCUAGGCUUCGUGUCCCCCCUGCCUGUCACUGAUGCUGUCGAGUUUGGCCUGAUGCUUUUCGUGCGAAGCCUUGUGCAUCUUGGGCCCAUCCCGCCGGUGCCCAGCCACGUGCGUUCGGGAAGCUUGCUGCCCACUCGAAGCACGGCCUGUGCCGACUCUGCAAUCCUUGUGCUGGACUCCUUGCAACUCGGAGCUCUCCCGUUGCUGCAAAGUAUGGCCUGCUGUGAUUCUGUUUUGCCAGUGCUGGACUUUCUCCACCUGGGACCAGCUCCUUUGCCCCAAAGUUCUGUCCACUUGGACCCUUCCAUGGCUGUUCUUUCCAGCACGAGGAUGGGCUCGACAUCGUCUGCUUCAGACUCCGUUCACUCAGGGAGCCCACUUUUCGUGCGAAGCCUGGCAUGGCCUGGCCUCUCACUGCCGGUCUCGGAUGUUGCUCAGCCUGGACCUUUGCUACUGCUUCGUUCGCAUGCAAGACUUGGGUCCAUGCUGCUCGCUCCUGGAUUGACCCGACUGGGCUUCGUAUUCUCUCUGCCUGUGAUAGAGCCUGCACAUUCCGAACCCAUGCCGCCUGUCAAGAGCUCUUCGCGACUCGAAGUCGCACUUCUCACAAUGGAUUUCGCACGCACGGGCCUGCUGACGUUGCCUCGCGCUCAUUCCCGCCUCGAGUUCUUCGUUUCGGCCAUGAGCAAUUGCAGGCUCGGUUCCAUCCUGCCUAUCUCGGACCUUGUCGAAUCAGGCUUCGCGCUUCUGCUCCGAAGCCUUGCUUGGUUGGGCUCCGUGGUGUUUGCGUCGGACUUCGCUCGAAUCGGCCUCUCGCUUUCGCUGCGCUCCUUGGCCAAGUUCGAAAGCUUGGCGUUCGUCUCUGGAGUUAGUCGACCUGAGGCGUCUUUGUCGGUUUUGGAUCGUGUCGGUUUUGACCUGGCCUUCUCUUUGAGAAGUCUUGCAUGUCCCGACCUGACCUUUUCGACAGCAGACUACAUUCGAUCGGGCUUUUUUCCGUUGCUGCGAUCUAUGUCCCGGCCGGGCCUUUUGUCUCCAGUAUUUGGAGAAGUGCGACUGGAGAGCUCACUACUUGCCUCAGAUUUCUUGCAGCUGGAGGCGGCGUUGCCUGUCCGUUCAUCCGUGCGCCCUGACCUGAACCUCCCGGUGCUGGAUUCUUUGAAGCCGGAGCUCUUCCUGCUUCUGCGUAGCUCUGCCAGGAUGGAUGCUUUGGUGUUUCCUCUCGGAGAGUGCCGUCCCGAGCUGCUGCUGCCUGUGCCAGACUUUCUGAACUUGGGUCCGUCUCUGUCUGUGCAAUCAGCCGUCCGGCUUGAAUUCAACCUGCCAGCCCUGGACUUUCUGCAUCUCGAGCCACCUCCGCUUCUGCAAGGCCUCAGUUGCCCCGGUGCUCCUUUGCCAGCACUGAAACUUGCUACGUUCGGAUUGUCGGCGCUGAUCCCUGACCUUACAGAGUUGGGCUUCGCGCCGUCACUGCGCAGCUUUGCACACCUGGGGUCUCCGCUUCUGGCACUUAGCCUCGGGCGUUCUGGCUUGUCUCCGCUCACACGAAGCCCCGUCCACAUGGGCUCCGUGCUUCCGGUGCUUGACUUUUUGCGUCCCGGCUUGCCGAUCUUGUCACGGUCCUCUGGUCGAGUGGGCUUGCUGACACUCGCCUUCAGUCGCGCAACCUGUGGCCCGUUGCUGCUGGCUCCGGAUUCUUUGGACCCAGGACCCUUGCCGCCGCUCAGAAGCUCUUCGCGACCUGAGUUCCUUCUGCCAGCUCCGGACUUCGCGAAACUGGGUCCGCUACCGCUGCCAAGGAGCUUCGGCCACCUGGACUUCACGGUGUUUGUGCCAGGCUUGACCCGGUCAGGCUUUGUAUCCUCGCCGUCGGCAACUGAGUGUGUGCAACUCGAUCUAUCAAUUUUCGCUCGAAGUCUCGGUCGCGUUGAAGUUGCGACGUCGACUUCGGAUUCCUUGCACCUCGGCUCGUUCUCGUCUCCGCGAUCCGUUUGCCGCAUUGAGCCGACAUCUUCCGCCUUCGGAGAGCUGCGUCUCGGCCUGGCCCUCUUGGCGCCGGAUUUCACGACCCUGGAGCUGCCUCCGUUGCCGCAAAGCAUGGCUCGCUUUGGCUUCACCAUGCCAGUGCUCGAUUCCCUGCAUUUGGGGUCGCUGCCAUCUCUGAGGUCCCGGCUGCAAGCGGGAGUCAUUCUGCCGGCAACGAGCAGCGUGCGCUUCGAGCCAACGCUCUCCGUCCCUGAUCCUGUGCGCUCAGAACCCAUGGUGUCGCCCCGGAGCCUUACUCGGCCGGGCUUGAUGUUGCUCGUCUCGGACUCCCUGAAACCUGGGUCGCCCUCGUCCAUGCAAAGUCACAGUCGCUUGGGUUUCGCAUCGUCCGUCUUCGGCAGGAUGCAGCUCGGGUCAACUCUGCUGGUGUCGGACGUCUGUGGCCCUGGUCUGGUGUUGCCUCUCCGAAGCGUGGCGUGUGCAUCCUUCACGGUCACCAGUGCAAUUCGCUCAGGGUUGUCCUCCAUGCAUUGUGGUCCAACGGCAUCGGUGCCAGAUCUUUUGCGUCUGGGAUUCUUGAUGCCGUUGCGUUCCCCCAGCUGUCUGGAGAGCUUUGUGUCGACCUAUCAGCUGGUUCGCUCUGACCCUGCUUUGUUGACUCCAGACCACUUGAGAUCAGACUCCUCGUUGCCUAUGCAAAGUCCUGCCAGACCGGGCCCUGCCUGCUUGAUCUGUGGGAUCACCCAGCUGGAAGCCAGCCUCUUGGUCCUGGACUCCGCGGACUUGGGCCCUGCGCCCUCGCUGCAAAGCCCUGCAUGUCCUGGCUUGGCCUUGUUGAUCCUCGAUUUUGCUAGGUCAGAGCCGAUCACAUCAAUCAGAAGCUACCUUUGCCCUGGCUCUGCACCCUCGGCCUUCUCGUCCUGUCGCCUGGGCUUCAGCCUGUUGGUGCCGGAUUUUGUGCACUUGGAAGCUGCAGUUUCUCCCAGAAGCCUUGCGCAUCCCGAGCCAGUGGUGCCUGCUCUGGGCUACUUCCGUCUCGAAUCCAUGAUGUCACCCAGCCUUUUGUGCGCUGAUCUGCUCCCUCCGGUCUCAGGCCUGAAUCGACCCGGCUUCGUGUUCUUGCUGCCUGCAACUGACACGGUCACUUUCGGGUCUUUGGUGCUAUUGCAAAGUCUUGCUUGGGCCGGGCCGGUGAUGUUGGUUCUCGACCUUCUGCACUCGGGCCCGUUGACUUCGUUGCAAAGUUGCGCGUGGAUGGGCCCCGCCGCCUUGGUUCCGGACUCCUUACACUCGGGCUUCUUGCUGAUUCCGCGAAACAUGGCAAGACUCGGCUUUCUUUCGCCUGUGCCGGGCAUUUCGCGCUUGGGCUCUCUGUCGUCGGCCCUGGACAUGGCAGUCCUGGGCUCUCUGAUGUCCUUGCGAAGUUCGUCCAGGCCAGGCUUGGCAGCUUUGGCACUGGACUCCUUACACUCGGGCUUGAUCACGCUGUCGAGAAGCCAUGGUAGGCUGGGUUUUGCCAUGUCUGUUUUGAGGCGUUGUGUGCUGGAGAGCCCUUUGACAGCUCUGGACUUCGCUCAUCUGGACGUGCCUGUGCUUGUGAGGAGCUUUGUCAGGAUGGACAGCCCGCUCCUCGUGUUGGACCACCUGCGAUCGGGCCCAACCCCACUGCCGCGAUCCUUUGCAUGCGUAAGCUUUGCCUCACCUGCCAUUGGAAUGACUUGCUUGGCUUCCGUCAUGUCGGUUUCGGAUGCUGUGCACCUUGGUCCGACGUUGUCUGCGCGAUCUUUUUCCCACAUUGGACUGGCUCUGCUGCCCAUGGACUACAUACAGAUGGGCCCAUUGAUGCCGUCGAAGAGCAUCGCAUGUUUGGAAGCCAGUGCUCCAGCUCUCGAUCUUCUCUGCCCGGGGUCGAUGCUGCUUGUGCAAUCCUCUGCUUGCAUGGGAUCGGUGCUGCCUGCCCUUGACUUUCUGCUCCUCGGGCCAAACUUGUCUGCUCAAAGCUUCGGUCGCUUAGGCUUCCUGGCAUCAGUUUCGGAUCUCAUGCAUCCCGAUUCCUUCAUUUUGCUGCGGAGCCCUUCGCAAAUGGAAGCUGCCCCGUCCUCAUCGGACCAUGCCGCAGUAGCGUCCUCCAUGCUCGUACGCAGCUUCGCACGCCUGGGACUGACCUUUCCCGCCGCAGGUCGCGCCAGGCCGGGCUUCCUUCUGCUGCUCUCGGACUUUACCAACCUUGGCUUUCCGGUUCCGGUGCGAAGCCGCGCUUGCUCGGGCCCUCCUUUGCCAGCCAUUGACUUCUUGAGCCCCGUGCCGCCAUUGCGCAGCCUCACGUAUCUGGGAUUCCUUCUGCCUGCAACCGACCUCGUGCAGACGGGCCCCACGCCGGCAAUCAGAAGCUUUGCGCGAUCGGAGGCCUUUGUACCGGUCUUGGACUAUCUGCGCCCGGAUGCCACGCCUUCGGCGCGCAGCAUGGCGCAGCUGGAAAGUGCCAUGUUGGUUUUCGGCGUGGGUCGUUCUGGCCUUAUUCUUUUGGUGCCGGAUUCCAUGCAGCCAGAAUUUCUGCUUUUGCUUCGCAGCUUUUGCAGGCUUGGACCCACUUUAUUGGUCUUGGACUUCUUGCGCUCGGAAAGCUCUCCUUUCGUGCGCUCUUACCUCAGAUCCGGCUUUCCUGUGCCUGCGACGGGGGUGACUCGGCCAGGUCUGCUAGCGUUUGUUUUGGACCUCGUGCAUCUUGGUCCGGCUUUGCCACUUCGAAGCACGGCCUGUCCUGAAGCCGCCUCGCCUGUACUGGACUUCUUGCACCCUGGGUCAAUGCUUCUGGUGCAAAGUCUCUCAAGUUCUGGCCUGCUGCCGUCACUGCGGAUGUUUGCGUGCUCUGGCAGUGCAUUUUUGGCGUGUGGGCUUUCUUGCGUGGGCCUUCCGUCGUUCGUUUUGGAUCUCGUGCUCCUGGGACCCGCUUUGUCGGCCCAAAGUUUGGGACGUUUGGACUUGGUCAUGCCUGUCUUGGACUUCUUGCACUUGGGUUUUGCCACCUUGGCGAGAAACCCUGCAAGAUCCGGCUUCCCCUUUCCUGCAUUUGGGGUGUCUCGUUGUGGCUCGUCCUCCCCUAUCCUUGACCUCACCUUCUUGGGCUCUCUGGCGCCUGUCCGAAGCUGUGCAUGCCCCGGCUUUCCUUUGCUGACUCCUGAUCUUAUGCACCUAGAGCUUCCGCUCUUGUCGCGAUCCUUGGGUCGACUUGAAAGCGCUGCGCCGACCUUUGGAAUGAGCAAGAUGGGCUUGAUGCCUCCAGUGCCCGACUACGCCCUCCCCGGCUCGCCAUCACCUCCACGAAGCUCUUCACAAAUGGAGCUAACCCCCUUGGUGUCGGACUCCCUGCAAUCAGGUUUUACCAUGCUGAUGCGAGCCUCUGCGCGAAUGGGUUUCCCUUUGUUUCCCUUCGGCCAAGUCUGGUUCGGCCCCUUUCUUCCGGUGCCAGAUCCUUCCGAUCUUGGCUUGGCUCUGCCUGCUCGAUGCCUUGCUAGCUUCGGCUUCGCCUCGUCCCUGCACAGCUUUGCCCACUUCGGCUCGGCGUCUUCACUGCUGGGCGUGGCGAACCUCGAAGCUUCAGCGCCAGCUUUGGACCAUGUCCUGCCAGAUCUCUUUCCGUUCACGUCUGGCAUCGCACGCUUCGGGGCAUCGAUGUUCAUUUUGGACUCUGUCGCAUGCGGCAGCCCGCCACCCCUGCGGCGUCCUGCCCGCGUUGGCCCAGCACCUCCAGCACUUGACUCCAUGCAGCCAGGAUCCAUGCUGCCACCAAGGAGCCUUGGCCGUGUGGAUGCGCCUUCGUUCGUCUUCGGGCUGACUUGCUGCGAUGCUUUGAUGCCACCUCUGGACCACAUGCUUGUAGACAGCGCCCUGCCUCUGCACAGCUUCGCACGGGCAGGAUUAGCUUCUUCUGCCCUUGGAAUCGCUCGGCUGGCUUUCCCGCCCUCAGCAUCGGACCUUGCUCAUCCCGAACCUCCCCUGCUGACGCAAAGCUUCGCAAGGACCGGGUCUGCGGUUCCAAUUCUUGACCUCCUUCACCUCGGGCUGUCGCUAUCGGCCCAAAGCCUUUCGAGCUCUGGAUCCUUGAUGUUGCCGCGGAGCGUUGCCCGGUUCGGGUCAUGUUCCUCGGCCUUCGGGCUUGCACGCUGUGGCGUGUCCUCCUUCGUGCCGGAACACGCGUUCCUGGGUUUGCCAUUAUCUUCGAGAUCAAUGGGACAAUCGGGCUCGGCUCCUUCCGUUCCGGACUCUUUGGAACCGGGUUUUCCGCCCUCACCUCGAAGCCUGGCUCGGCUUGGAUUCGUGUCGUCGGCAACGGGCAUCGGGUGCCCAGGGUCUUCCCUGCCGGCACUGGACUCCGCGGACUUGGAAGCGAGCUCAUCUUCACGCAGCAUGUCUUGCUUGGGUUUAGGUUUGCUCGCUUUGGACUUCUUGCAUUCGGGGCCACUGCUUCCUCUUCGUUCUUCUGCCAGAUUCGGCCCGGUCAUGCUGGCCUCUGGCAUCGGAUGUGUGGAAGCAUCGCCGCCUGUGCUGGACCAUGCUUUCCUGGGCUUUUCCGUCCCACUGCGAUCCCCUUCACGCCCCGAGCCUGCGGUGCCAAUUCUGGACACCUUGCAUCUGGGCUCCAUGAUGCUGUCACAUCACCUCGCCCGCUUGGACCUGCUGCUGCCUGUCUCCGGCUGUAGCUGCUUCGGCCUUCCCUUGUUGCUUCUAGAUCUCAGCCUCCUUGGGUUGUCGGCAUCACCUCGAAGCCAUGCUCAAACAGGCCUGGCUCCUCUGGCUCCGGACUCCUUGCACUUGGGCUCAUCGAUGUUCCUCCGGAGCCACAUCAAGGUUGGAUCAGCUGUCUCGGUUUUCUCGCGCCUUCGCUUUGAUUCGAGCCUGUCUGUCUUGGACUUCACACACUCUGACGCAUCGCCUUUGCUGCACAGCUCCGCAUGUGGCGGCCUGGCCUCACCAGCUUCCGGCAUGUUCCGCACAGGCUUUCUGCCUCUUUUGUCAGACUACGCACUCCUGGGCUCGGCGGUGUUGCUCUUCGAUGCCUGCGAGAUCCCUCGCAUGAACGGGCUUGGUGGUAUCUGCAUCGGACUUCUUGUGCAGCCAGAGUCGACUCUCUCUGCCUUGGAUUCUGCCCAAAUGGAGCUGGCCUUGCCGCCGCGCAGCUUUUGCCGUGCGGGUCCUGCGAGCUCCUUGCAGCUUGGAGUGUUGACGUCAGCCUUAGAUCACGCCAGCCCUGCACGCCCGGGCCCUGCGCCCUCUGCUCCCGACUUUCUGCAUCCCGGAAGCGUCACGCUGCUGCGCAGCCUCCUUCGAAUCGGCCCCUCCUCUUUUCUCUUCCAAUCGUCUCGCCUCGGUCUCUCCACUUCAACCUUGGACUGCUGCGAGACAGAUCCUUCCAUGCCACUGCGCAGCCCUGGAUGCCUCGGCACGGCUCUGCCAGCCUCCUCUUGCGUGCGUGUGGAGCCGCUGCUGCUGCCGCCAGACUUCGCGCUUCUCGGCUCGACGGCCUUUCUUCGAAGCCUUGCACGGUCAGGGCUUGCUGCGCCUGUUCUUGACUUUCUGCGGCUUGACCUCCUGCUGUCCCUUCGGGCCCCUUUGCCAACGCGCAGCCUUUCCAAGCCAGACUUGCCAUCGCCCGCGACGGAUCUUGGGCAUUCGGGCCCCACGUCAUCUGCGCGGUCGCAUGUGCGAUGUGGCUUCACGAUGCUGAUCUUGGACUUUCUUGAGCUGGGGCCAUCGUUGUCACUCCGUAGCUUUGCUCGUUCUGGCUCUGCAUUUCUCGCUUCAGGCAUCGGCCGUGUUGGGCUACCCUCGCUGACUCUGGAUUUUGCACAAGUCGGCCCUUCACCUCUGACUCGAAGUUCUACUCAGCUGGACGUCGCAGCUUUUGCUUCGGAUCUUCUGCAUUUGGGGCCUUCCAUGCUUCCCAGGAGCCAUGCCAGGAUUGACCUGGCGUCUUCGGCCUUCGGGUUCGCGAAAGCCGGACUUAUGGCGCUGCCCUUGGACCCUGUUCAUAUCGGCAGUACGCUGCUGAUUCGAAGCCGGCCACGCUCGUCCGGAUGUCGCUACGUCGGCUCUCGACCUUGUGACCUGCUAGGUACAUCCGGGACCAACGACAGCAAUCAGAAGCUUCUGCUGCCUGGGUACGGUCGUGCUCGCCAGCUCCCCAGCGACCCAGCGACCCAUGGAAGACUUGAUGCUGCCGUGUCGACCUUCGGUGUGGCUUGCAUGGGCCUCUUCGUGCUGACAUCAGAUCAUGUCUACGUUGGUUCUCUUGCUUUGCCACGCAGCUUCACAAGACUAGGCAGUGCUCCGUCAGCGCUUGACUCCUUAGUCCUCGGCUUCACGCUGCUGAUCAGAUCGCCUGCUUGCCUUGAAAGCUCUGUACUGGUUUUCAGCAGAGCUACACCUGACUCACCCACACUUGUCUUGGACCUUGCGAUUCCUGGCCUGUCUGUCCUGACUCGUAGUCUCGCGAGACUUGGCCUUGCUAUGCUGGUCUUGGAUCCUAUCCAUACGGAGCUGUUGGUUUUUGUCCGAUCACUCGCAUGUCUUGACGCCACGAUGCUCGCGUCGAAUCUUGUGCAUUCAGAAUUCGCUCUGCUUAUGCAAUCCUUUGCAUGUGCCGAUGUGUCAGCGCUUGUCCCGGACUUCGCCCACUCAGAGCCGAUCACUUCUCCUCAAAGCGUCGCUUGUACGGAUUCUGUGGUGCUUUCGCCUGAUUUCGUUCAUUCCGAGCCUGUGCUGCCGGUGCAAAGCUCUGUUCGGUUGGAUGCAAGCGCGUCUUCGAUAGAUUACGCGCACUCCGGAUCCAUCUCGCUGAUCAGAAGCCCUUCAUGCCCCGCCUUGCUGCUGCUGGCAAUGGAUUCUGGACAUCCAGGGCCUUCCUUAUCAUUGCGCAGCUUCGGUUGCGUGGGCUUCGCCCCUCCGACUUCUGGCCAGGUCCGGAUGAGUUUGUCGCUUUUAGUGCCGGACUCUGUGAACUCAGAGGUGGUCUUGUCGCCGCACAGUUUUGCACGCCUUGACGUGGUUACGUCAGCGACAGACUCUGCAAAACUGGGAUCUUCCCUUUCCCUCCGGUCUUCUGCGCAACCCGAGCUCGCCAUGAUUGCCUUUGGCAUCGUCUGGGCUGGUUUCGUUUCGUCGGCGUCGGACUACAUUCACAUCGGCCUCUUGAUGCCGGUUCGUAGCCUUGCUCGAAUGGAAAGUGCCGUGUUGGCUUUGGACUCCUUGCACACGGGCCUUCUGCCGUCUUCGAAGAGCUUCUGCCGCUGUGGUUCUUCGGUUUUGGCCUUCGGGGCCUCAAGGACCGGCACGUUUUUGCCCCCUUCGGACUCCGCGAAUUUGGGGUCUUCGGCAUCUUUGCGGAGCUCGAGCUGCACGGGAGCGGCACCCUCGGCCUCGGAUUUUUUGCACCUGGGCCCGGCUUCGCCUUCGCACUCCCUCGGCUGUGCGGGUUUGGCACCUUCGGCAUUCGGCUUGGCACGUAUGGACGCCUUCGCAUCGAUCUUGGACCAUGUGCAGGCUGGGCCAGUGCCUUUCUCGAGAAGUGUGGCAAGGUCAGAUGCCUCCGCUCUUGCCCUUGACUUUGUGAACUUUGGUUUCAGCACAUCUGCACGAAGUUCCGGCCAACCAGGUCCGCUGCUUUCCACACCAGACCGUCUGCACCUGGGCUUGCCUUUGUUGCUGAGGAGCUCGGGACGGCUCGGACUUGCUUUCCCUGCGUACGGAGGAGCAUGCUACGGACCCACGCCUCCUGCGCGCAGCCUUGUGACGCUUGGCUCCUCCUCCCUUCCCUUUGCCACUGGUCGGCCGGGUUUCCUGCCGUUUGCCCUGGAUCUUGCUCUCCUUGGCUCCUCCACUCUGAUCAAGAGCCCUGCAUACACGGGCUUUGCCUUGUUUGUCUUGGAUUUCUUGCACAUGGGAUUGGCCUUCCCGACCCGAGCAUCCACACAAACGGGCCUGGCCUUCCCGAUUUUCGGGCAAGCGCAAUGUGAUCUGUUUCUGCUGGCACCGGACCUCGCUGAACUCGGCCCUGCCCUGCCAGUGCAAAGUCUCGCAAGGCUUGGCUUUGCCAUGCCAACCUUCGACUGCCUCCGCUCAGGGCCUACAAUGCCUCUGAGGCUUGGCAGUGCCUGCGUCAGGCUGCACUUGCUUGGGCUUCUCUCUGCCAGUGUUGGUCUGGCCGCUUUUGCACCCGACUUUUUGCACUCGGGGCCAGCUUUGCCUGUUCGCUCCCCGGUCCGCUCGGGCGUUUCGCUGUCGGCCAUCGACCUCCUGCACUCGGGCUCCUCGAUGCCGCUGCAAAGCCUCGCCCGCCUCGGCCCCGCGUCUUUCGCCUCCGGCCUAACGCACGCGGGGCCGCUUUUGCCGGCACCGGAUUCCGCACACCUCGAGCUCAUGCUUCUCGCACACAGCUUCGCUCGUCUGGGCCUUGCAGCGUUUGUUCUAGAUUUCCUCCAGCUCGAAAGCCUCCUGUCCUUGCACAGCCCUGUGCACCUGGGCCUGUCUCUCCCCGCUCUGGAUCUGCUUGAGUCGGAUGUUCUCAUGCCUCUCCAAUCCUUCGCCAGGCCCGACCCGGCUGUUCCGAUCUGUGGCAUCUCUCGAUCCGGCUCUCCGCUCCUUGCCCCAGACCAUGUCCAGCUCGGCUCGCCCCUGCCAGUGCGGAGCCUUGCAUGCACGGGUUCCGCCAUGCCGACCCUCGACACAUUGCUUCCUGGCUUCACAAUGCUUCCACAAAGCUCCUCCAGGCCUGAUCUUCCAAUGCCCAUGCCCGGCCUGGCUUGCAUGGGACUCGUCUUCUUCUUGCCAGUGGUAAGCUUUGCUCUGCCUGAACCUCCUGUUCUCUUACGAAGCUUGGCUUGUGCAGAAUCUGCCCCCUCCGCCUUGGACUCCCUGCAUCUCGGAAGUUCGCCUUUGCCAAGGAGCCGUGGACGUUCGGGGGCUGCAGCGUCUGCAUUGGACUCCCUGGAGCUGGGUUUGGCCUUGCCUUUGCGCAGCUCCGCUAAGGCGGGGGCUUCCUCGCCCGUACCCGACUCUAUCCACGCGGCUUCUUCCGCGUCGGUCCACAGCGUUGCCUGCUUGGUGAGGACGGGUUCUCCGAUGCCUUUGCCGGACUUCGCCAUUCUCGGUCUGCCUCCGCUUGUACAAAGUUGCGCUUGGCUCGGUGCCGCCCUGCUUGUUUUGGAUCUCGGGCAUAUCGAUCUUCCCCUUUCAUUGCAGAACCUCUUCAGAGCAGAUUUGCUGACAUCAGUGUCCGGCUGCAGUUGGGUGGAGGCCUCGUCACCAGCUCCCGACCUCGCGCUUCCCGAGCCCUCGGCGUUGCUACGUAGCCUCGCAUGUUCAGGCAUCGUAUCGCCAGCAUCGGACUCCCUGCACCUGGAGCCCGCGCCGUCUCUGCAUUCAUUCACCCACCUCGCCUUGCCAGCGCCCAUCCCGGACCUCCUGCACCCGGGACCCUUGCCUCUACUUCAAAACAUUGGGCAUGUCGAUUCUGCCCCUUUGCUGGUUGGAGUUAGUCGCCUGGACGUGUCGCCUCCCGUCUCAGACUCUGUCCAUUUGGGGCCGCUCAUGCCCCUUCAAAGCUCGGCCUGCAUUGAGUCUGCUGUGCCAGCAUCGGACACCCUGAAGCUGGGAUCGUCUUUAUCACUGCGCAACCUCGCUAGGUUGGGAUUUGUGGUGCCGUCACUGGACCUUGUUCACUUCGGCCCCCUUCUGUCUCUGCGAAACCAUCUGCACGUUGGGCCGAUGACAUUGCUCUUCGGGCAAGGUCGAUCUGAUCUAUCGCCUGCUCGACCUGACAGCUUCUCUUUGCUUCUGGACCUGGCCAUCUCUGGGUUACCGGCCCUCGCGCAAAACUCUGCUCAACCGGAGUUUGCAUCUUUAGCCUGUGGGCUUGUCUGUUUUGACCUUACGUCACCUGUACCAGACUUUGCCGAGCUUGGCUUGCCGGUGACUCCUCGCAGCCUUGCCAGACUGGGCCCCGUACCGGUGGCAUGUGGCCGCACUCAGCUUGAUCCGUUGCUGCUUGCACCGGACCUCGUGCAUCCUGGCUCCUUGACAUUGUCGCAAGCCUCUGCACGCCUUGCAGCAUCGAUGCCGGCACUCGACUUCGUCCAGCCCGACCUACCCUCGACGCUGCGAAACCCUUUCUGCUUGGGUAGCAUCGUGCCAAUGCCAGGAUUGUCUUGCCCAGGCUUCUGUUUUGUUCUGCCGGUUACAAGCAGCACGCUCCUGGGCUCACCACCGCCAGCGCAAAGCUGCACUCGCUUGGCAUUUUUGCUGCCAGCUCUUGAUUUUGCUCACGCGGACUUGCUGCUUCUGCCCCAUAGCUCAGGCAAGCUGGAGUUGCCACUGCUUGUUUCCGGCAUUUCUCGAUUUGAGUUGAGCCCACCAGUGCUUGACCCAUUGCACCUCGGCGUGGUCAUGCCGGGUCGCCUGUCUUUGUGCGAAGCCUUGCUUGUCUGGGUCCGUCCUGGGGUGUUUGUUUUGGAUUUCUCGCACAUCGAGCUAGCGUCUUCCAUGCAAUCGCUCUCCCGCGCUGGCCCGACAGUGUUGAUCCCUGGCUUGUCUCGGGCAGGCUCCGUCUUCGCGCUGCCAGUGACAAGUAGCACCACCUUGGGAUCCGCGCCGCCGCUUCAAUCAGCCUGCAGAAUCGGCUUCGCGCCUUUAGCUUCAGACUUCCUCCACAUGGGACUUGCGAUUCUGACGAGGGUUUAUUCGCACCCCGGAUCUUCCGUCCCAGCCUUUGGCCGGGCCAGACCUGGCCUUAGUCUCCCGGUCUCGGGCUUUGCACAUCUGGCCCUGUCCUCGUUUUCGCGAUCUUCCGGGCGGUCGGGGUCUCCUGCACCAGCACUUGGCCUCGCAAAGCUGGGGCUUCUGGCGUUCCCUCGGAGCAUGUGCAGGGCAGGCUCGAGUGUGGCCUUGCUUGGACUGUCAAGAGUGGGCCUUGUCUCCUCCAUGAGCGUGAUUGCGUUUGCGCACUUUGGGCCUCUGCUGCUCGCCAGAAGCCGGGCUCAAGUGGGACCCUCAUCGCCGGUGCUUGAUUCCUUGGACCCAGGGCCCUUGUCACCACUGCGGUCUGCAGCGCGCCUGGGUUUGUCAUCGUUUGCUUUGGAUUUCCUCCACAUGGAGCUGUUGGUGUCGCUGAGAACCCCCUCGUGUGCAGGCUCAAUUCCUUUAGCCUUUGGACUCUCGUGCAUCGGCCUCGUUUUCUCGCUGUCUUUGGCCGACUUUGCGCGGAUGGACCCUUUGGUUCCUCCCAGAAGUACGGCUCAAACCGGCCUUCCCUCGUUGGCCCCGGACUUUUUGCAUCCGGGCCCGGCGCUACCGCCACAAAGUUAUUCUUGUCUUGGGUCGCUGAUGCUGAUGCCGGGAGCUCAGUGGACGGAAGGGGAGGUCGUCGCCAGUGCGCAAUUGGGCUCUGUCCUUUUGCUUCAAAGCACGGCACGAACUGGCUCGACUCUUCCAGUGUUCGAUCUCCUGAUGGCGGACAGCUCGAUGUUGUUGCACAGUGCCGGCCCCGGAGAAGCAAGACAGAGAGGCGAGAAGGGGAAGGGAAGUGUCAGCUUGAGCCAUCUUGGCUCGGCGUCCGUGGCCUGUGGCAUCAGCAAAUUGGGGUUUUUGCCAUCUGCCUUGGGUUCUAUGCAUUUGGGAUCCCCGGCGCCAGCAAAGAGCUCGGCUCACCUCGGAUUGGUUGCGCUGAUCUUGGACCGCCUGAAGUUGGGAUCACCUCUUCCUCUCCAAAGCUUCGUCCAAGUCGGCUUUCCGGUUUUCCCGGUUGGUCUCUCACGGCCUGGCUUUGUCUCCUCUUUGUCAGUGGCAGAGAGUGCAACUCCUGGCCCAGCGGUCUUUGCAAGGAGCUUCUGCCGAACCGGCCUCGUCUUGUUGGUGCCUGACCCUUUACAUCUUGGCCCACCGCUGCCAUCGCACAGCACGGCACAUCUCGGCAGUCGGGCUUUCUUACAGGGCUUGGCUUGUUCCGGCUCCGUGUCCCUGCUGCCAGUGGUCGCCUGCGCACAUUCAGGCUCUGUUCUGCUGCUGCACAGCAUCGGGUGCCCUGGGAGCUCGAUUCUGGCUCUUGCCUUUGGAGCUGCCCUAUUCGCACCCGGUGGGGCUCGAAUGGAUUCCUCUGUGCCAACCCUUGAGUCUUGUCAUCUUGACAUGCCUUUGUCACCCCGCAGCUUAGCUCGGGUUGACUUCUUGACGUUGGUCUUGGAUUUGCUGUACAUGGGCUCGCCAAUGUCGCUGAGAAGCUUUUCACACCUGGGCCUCACGCCUUCCAUCUUCGGGCUGGCUCGUUCGGGCUUGGUCUCCCUGCUGCCCGCCAUCAGCGUCGCCAAGUUGGGCUCCCCACCGCCCCUGCAAUCGCGCGGCUACGCCGGCUUCGCAUCACCCGCACCUGACUCCCUUGCUCUAGGUUUCCUGCUGUCGCUGCAAAGUCCUGCGCGCACGAGCUCCUCUCUUCCAGUCUUCGGAACGUCAUGUUCUGACCUUCUACCUUCGGCACUGGACUUCUCGAGUCCCGGGUUCGUGAUGUUUCUGAGGUCCAUGUCCCAGCCUGGCCUUUCCCUUUUGGUGCUGGACCUUCUUCAUCCAGACCCGCCCCUCUCGUCGCAGUCCCCUGCCUGCUCUGGAUUGGUGGCUUUGGCGUUGAGUUGCACACAACCCGAAGCAUCCUUGUUGACCUUGGACCCUGCACAAACGGGCCCUUCAACUUCAGCUCGAAGUCGGGGGCAUUCGGGCCUUGCUGUGCCGACCUUUGACUUGCUGAGGCCUGGGUCAGCGCCCUUUCUUCGGAGCUACAAACGUUGCGGCUCGACUCUCUUCGUCUUUGGCAUCGCCCGGUCGGGCUCUGUGUUCUUCCUGCCCGUGACCGAGACAAGCCACCUGGGAAGCGUCCCGCCACUGCGAUCCUGCGCGUCGCAUGCCAGGCUCGGGUCCUUCUUGUCGGUCUUUGACCUUCUGAUGCCGGGCUUUCCGACGCCCAUGCAAACGUUUGCAAGGCUUGAUCCUUCGGUGUCUGCUUCCGACUUUCUUACUCCCGGAUCUCUCGUGCCACUUCGAGGAUGUGCCAGGACAGGUCUUGUGAUGCUCGCUGUGGGAAGCGCUCGCUUUGGCCUUUUCCUGUCCGUCUUGGACUGCGUCGAGUCCGGGUCGUCCGCACCCUUCCGAAGCUUCGCUCAAGUGGGAUCGGUCUUGCCGGCUUUGGACUUCUUGGGUGGCGAGAUUGGGGCCGAGCUUUCUGGUUCCGAGCUGUGUUCCCCUGGACUUGUCUCCUUCCUUGAGAUCCUGUUCUCGUCCGGGCUCUGCGGCACCUGUUUCGCUCAUUUGGGGUCCGCUGCGUUUGUCCUGAACCUCGCGCAUGUGGGACUCGCAGUGUUCCUGAAGCGGCACUCAAGGACCGGCUGUGCUGGUGCCAAAUCCUGCUCACAUGGAGUCUUCGAUGUGCUCAGCGCAUUUGGAGCCUGCUGUGCUUGCCGUCGGCUUAUCUUGAUUUGGUGCAUUGAUGUUAGCCCUGAGCUUGACCUAUUCCUGCCAGCAGUGGACCUCUUGCAGCUGGGCUUUGCCCUUUUGGUUCACAGCUUCGCCAGAUGCGGUCCAGCUUCGUUGAUGACAAACUACUGCCGUGCUGGAUCAUCCCUGUUGCCUCGGCAGUACCUUCGCACAGGAUUCUUGGCUCUGGCCGCAGGCUUGGCGCGCGCUGGCUUGGUGUUCAGCCUUUCAGUGGUUAACACGGUUCACCUCGACUUGCUCAUGCCAUUACAAAGCCUUGCUUGCCUUGACCCUACGCUCUCGGCAUCGAGGGAAACUCACCCAGAACCAUCAACUCCCUCGCAAAGCCUAUCGCGUGUGGCGUCUUCUCUCUCAGCUGCUUCAUUUGUCAAAGUGGACUCCCUUAUUCCAUUGCGACAGUUUGCCUGA